Molecule: messenger RNA, 32636 nt
Organism: Pelobates cultripes (western spadefoot toad)
Lineage: Eukaryota; Metazoa; Chordata; Amphibia; Anura; Pelobatidae
Source: the annotation of a GenBank genome assembly
CCACAGCUCAGCAGUGAACCCUUCCCAUUUGUAUGACACACCGGAAGUUGCCUUGAGACAUUGUAUCUUGUUAGUUAGAGCCCUGGUAGACUUUGACUGGGAGCCCUCCAUUAAUGAUUAACAGACCCCCAAUCAGGCAGCUUGCUGUGGGAUCCUGUCCUCAGGCAGUGCUGGGAGUCAGCCUGGGGAGCUCAGCACAAUGUUACUCCCUCCCGGUGUCCUGGGUAAUGCCAGGAGAGCCCUGUGUAGGAGCCUGAGCCACAAUGCACGCUCUGUCCUGGACAUUAAGGGGAUCUACCCCCCUAUAACAACCCCCUUCACUAAACACCAAGAGGUAGACUAUAAUCAACUGGAAGAAAACCUCCAGAGAUACUCCAGCAUCCCUUUCCGUGGUAAGCAAUUAAUAGACUAGUUUAAACAUUGUAACAGACAACGAUCACACCUGGAGCUCAGUACAUACAGUGAGACACCUGGAGCUCAGUACAUACACAGAGACACCUGGAGCUCAGUACAUACACAGAGACACCUGGAGCUCAGUACAUACAGAGAGACACCUGGAGCUCAGUACAUACAGAGAGACACCUGGAGCUCAGUACAUACAGAGAGACACCUGGAGCUCAGUACAUACAGAGAGACACCUGGAGCUCAGUACAUACAGAGAGACACCUGGAGCUCAGUACAUACAGAGAGACACCUGGAGCUCAGUACAUACAGAGAGACACCUGGAGCUCAGUACAUACAGAGAGACACCUGGAGCUCAGUACAUACAGAGAGACACCUGGAGCUCAGUACAUACAGAGAGACACCUGGAGCUCAGUACAUACAGAGAGACACCUGGAGCUCAGUACAUACAGAGAGACACCUGGAGCUCAGUACAUACAGAGAGACACCUGGAGCUCAGUACAUACAGAGAGACACCUGGAGCUCAGUACAUACAGAGAGACACCUGGAGCUCAGUACAUACAGAGAGACACCUGGAGCUCAGUACAUACAGAGAGACACCUGGAGCUCAGUACAUACAGAGAGACACCUGGAGCUCAGUACAUACAGAGAGACACCUGGAGCUCAGUACAUACAGUGAGACACCUGGAGCUCAGUACAUACAGAGAGACACCUGGAGCUCAGUACAUACAGAGAGACACCUGGAGCUCAGUACAUACAGAGACACCUGGAGCUCAGUACACACAGAGAGACAGAGAGAGACACUGGAGCUCAGUACAUACAGAGAGACACCUGGAGCUCAGUACAUACAGAGAGACACCUGGAGCUCAGUACAUACAGAGAGACACCUGGAGCUCAGUACAUACAGAGAGACACCUGGAGCUCAGUACAUACAGAGAGACACCUGGAGCUCAGUACAUACAGAGAGACACCUGGAGCUCAGUACAUACAGAGAGACACCUGGAGCUCAGUACAUACAGAGAGACACCUGGAGCUCAGUACAUACAGAGAGACACCUGGAGCUCAGUACAUACAGAGAGACACCUGGAGCUCAGUACAUACAGAGAGACACCUGGAGCUCAGUACAUACAGAGAGACACCUGGAGCUCAGUACAUACACAGAGACACCUGGAGCUCAGUACAUACACAGAGACACCUGGAGCUCAGUACAUACACAGAGACACCUGGAGCUCAGUACAUACACAGAGACACCUGGAGCUCAGUACAUACACAGAGACACCUGGAGCUCAGUACAUACAGGAGACACCUGGAGCUCAGUACAUACACAGAGACACCUGGAGCUCAGUACAUACACAGAGACACCUGGAGCUCAGUACAUACAGUGAGACACCUGGAGCUCAGUACAUACAGUGAGACACCUGGAGCUCAGUACAUACAGAGAGACACCUGGAGCUCAGUACAUACAGAGAGACACCUGGAGCUCAGUACAUACAGUGAGACACCUGGAGCUCAGUACAUACAGUGAGACACCUGGAGCUCAGUACAUACAGUGAGACACCUGGAGCUCAGUACAUACAGUGAGACACCUGGAGCUCAGUACAUACACAGGAGAGUACAUACACACAGUGAGACACCUGGAGCUCAGUACAUACAGAGAGACACCUGGAGCUCAGUACAUACAGAGAGACACCUGGAGCUCAGUACAUACAGAGAGACACCUGGAGCUCAGUACAUACAGAGACACCUGGAGCUCAGUACAUGGAGCUCAGUACACACAGAGAGACACCUGGAGCUCAGUACACACAGAGAGACACCUGGAGCUCAGUACAUACAGAGAGACACCUGGAGCUCAGUACAUACAGAGAGACACCUGGAGCUCAGUACAUACAGAGAGACACCUGGAGCUCAGUACAUACAGAGAGACACCUGGAGCUCAGUACAUACAGAGAGACACCUGGAGCUCAGUACAUACAGAGAGACACCUGGAGCUCAGUACAUACAGAGAGACACCUGGAGCUCAGUACAUACAGAGAGACACCUGGAGCUCAGUACAUACAGAGAGACACCUGGAGCUCAGUACAUACAGAGAGACACCUGGAGCUCAGUACAUACAGAGAGACACCUGGAGCUCAGUACAUACAGAGAGACACCUGGAGCUCAGUACAUACAGAGAGACACCUGGAGCUCAGUACAUACAGAGAGACACCUGGAGCUCAGUACAUACAGUGAGACACCUGGAGCUCAGUACAUACACAGAGACACCUGGAGCUCAGUACAUACACAGAGACACCUGGAGCUCAGUACAUACAGUGAGACACCUUGAGCUCAGUACAUACAGUGAGACACCUGGAGCUCAGUACAUACAGAGAGACACCUGGAGCUCAGUACAUACAGAGAGACACCUGGAGCUCAGUACAUACAGAGAGACACCUGGAGCUCAGUACAUACAGAGAGACACCUGGAGCUCAGUACAUACAGAGAGACACCUGGAGCUCAGUACAUACAGAGAGACACCUGGAGCUCAGUACAUACAGAGAGACACCUGGAGCUCAGUACAUACAGAGAGACACCUGGAGCUCAGUACAUACAGAGAGACACCUGGAGCUCAGUACAUACAGAGAGACACCUGGAGCUCAGUACAUACAGAGAGACACCUGGAGCUCAGUACAUACAGAGAGACACCUGGAGCUCAGUACAUACAGAGACACCUGGAGAUUAGUCCAUACAGUGAGACUACUGGAGAGACCUGCUGUGCUAUAGGCUGGGGGAUCAGUGGUCUCUCACCUAUUGAGAUUUACAUAGUUAAAGACUACAUUCACUUACAUGGUACUUACAUACAGAGAGACACCUGGAGCUCAGUACAUACAGAGAGACACCUGGAGCUCAGUACAUACAGAGAGACACCUGGAGCUCAGUACAUACAGAGAGACACCUGGAGCUCAGUACAUAUCAAGGGUUAAUACAGUGAGACUACUGGAGAGACCUGCUGUGCUAUUCAGUGGUCUCUCACCUAUUGAGAUUUACAUAGUUAAAGACUACAUUCACUUACAUGGUACUUGCAGGUUCCAACACAGCCUGGAGUUACAUGUGUAUCAAUCAAGGGUUAAACAUGCUUUUGUUUUCUAUCUGUGGUACAAGAAUAAAAGAUUAAACUAAAAACCAAAAAUACAAGGUGAUAAGAAAUAAUUAUUGCACACUAUAACAACUUUGACAGAGUUCUAAUUAGCAGCACUCUUUAAAGUGCAAUAGCCCCCAAAAACAAACACGUGACAUCAAUAUAUCAUAAAAAAAGUGUGAUGUGUCUUUAAAACAAAGUUUGGUGUUUGUGACAACCAUAAUACAUAACAUUAAAUAAAUGUAAUUAUAUUAAUACGAUUACUUCUUUAAAUCAUAAUGAAAGGGCUGGAGCAUUUCUGCAAGAUAUAUAUAAAUGUAUUUUAUGUUUUCUAGUAUUUACUUAAUAAUGUGUUUAAUAUUUAUCAUAUUGAAACCGUAGUCAUAAAUAUUGUACCAGAUCCAAUUACUGUAGUUAUUAAUCCACCGAAACAUAGAUUUUGCCAUUGUCUUAUAGGGAGGAAAAAAUGAUGUUCUGCUGAAAGCAAAUUUGCAAUUCAUUAUAAAAGAAAAAUAAAUAGUUGAAAUCUGCAACAAAACAAACUAAACAACACACUUUGCAGUAAUACAAACCGUUCAUGUUACUGUAUGUAAAUACACGUUAACUAUAGGGCAUUUAUUCACCGAACUCCGAAAUAUAGCAAAUUGAAACCAGACUUGCAAAAUAUUGAACAUAAUAGCAAAUUUCAAUAUUUAAUGCAUCAACCCUUGCUACAUCCACCAUCAAGUUUAUUUAGCCAGUGGCCACAUUUUUUGUAUGUUUUUUUUUUUUUUUUUCUAAGAUGAUUAGUGGGCAAAAUCAGCACAGAUUAAAUAAAAUAUUUUUCCUUCAAUAAGUGGCAAAUCUUAAAGGGACACUAUAGGCACUCAGACCACUUCAUGUGAUUGAAGUGGUCUGGGUGCACUGUCCCUGUUAUUUUAGUCCUGAGAUGUAAAAUAUUGCAGUUUUAGAGAAAUGUCAAUGUUUACAUUGCAGGGUUAACACAGCCUCUGGUGGCUAUCUACCAGACAGCCACUAGACGCGCUUCUUGGACUUUCACCGAGUUUGAUUCUGUGAAACAACGUUGGACGUCAUCAUGCAUUGCACAAGGAUGUCCAAAAUCUUCUAAAGGCCUGAUGUGCGCAUGCCUCUCGACGUGCAUGUGCAUUAGGUUCCCCCCCAUUGGCUAAUAUUGGUGGAGAAGUCCAACCCAGCAACCCUCGGUGCUGGAAUCAGGUACGUAUAAAAGGGGGUUUUAAACCUUUUUUUUUUUUUUUUCCCCACGGAGGGGCAGAGGGACACUAAAGUGUUAGGAAUACCGUUUUAUUUUAACAGAGUUGGAUGAAAGAACUUCUAAAGUAAACACACUAUGCUAUAAGACCUGAUUGGAAACAAAAUAAUUUUUUCUUCCAGGCUGUGUGAGUCAUAGCCAGGGUGCAGCUAGGGUUUCAUUAGAAAAAGUGUUUAAAUGAUAGAGGAUUGCGUAGCGAUCGCAUGGUCUAUACACCAAAACUGCUUCUUUAGGCUUAUGUUGUUUUGGUCCAACCGUUAUUUAAAGCGUUAAACUGGGGAACACACAAGUGUAGCUGCUAUUGAAAUUUGUAUCCAGGAGUUGGCUUCUCUUGCUCUGUACAAUUAAUUACAGAAUAUUCUGUGAUUCUGGUGUCCUAUAUCUUACUGUCUAGGCUAAAGAAGCUCCUCUCUGCUCCCUCGCACUGUCUGCAGUAAUGCUGGGGACGGUAUGAUGUCCUAUUCCGGCUCCCGGCAUCUUUACACAGCGUGAGGGAGAAGAUAGGAUCUGCAGGAAGAUCACUUCUUCCUUGCGCACUGCCCCAGCUUACCGCCUCUAUGCUCUCCAGGGCGAUCUGCUACAUGCUUCCUGAGCCACCCGCCUCCAUGCUCCUGCGGGUGGGAAGCUGGCCACUUUAUGUAAAAGGCUGACAAAUCCCAGGCGCCAGGGCAAAAUUUCUAGUCUCCAUGGCGACCUGGGGCCUGGGAUUUGUCAAGGCCUGAUGUAUUCAAUUUAUUUUCUUAUUAAAAAAACAAUAAUAUUAAACCUGUAACCAGUACCAGCAAAUGUGUAAGAAGCACCAAUGUUCAUAUGUUUUAUAUACAAAUGGGGCUAUUGUGCUUCAGUCUAAUGCAUUAACUACCUUUAUCAUCCAUAACCCCAAAUUAUUUUUUCUACUUUCCUAUUCUCGGACUGACCUAUUUCACUGUGGUAGAUAAACAUAUAUGGUGGCAUUUUUGGUAAUAAUAGAAGUGUGAUAAUGUUGUUUUGUUUCUUUCUCACAUAGGGAUUGUUGUCCAAGGAUCAACUGGAGAAUACGCAUACCUGACCAAAGAAGAGCGGCUGGAAGUCGUCCGCAGGGCCCGCAAGGUGGUGCCGAAGGACAAGCUGCUUAUAGCUGGCUCUGGAUGUGAAUGUAAGACACAAGGCCAUAUUAAUUGAAGUAAAACACGGCAAUUACCGGUCAAAAUGCUAUGUAAUGACCUCAUACUAGACGUGCAUUUGUUUUCGUACAAAUACGAUUUUGUCCGAAAAUUCAGUUUUUUUUGUAUUCGUGUACUAAAACGUAAACGAAAGCCCUACAUAUGAAAUAUAAAUGAAAAGAAAGGGCAAAUGUAUUACAUUUUUGUUUUGUUUCUUUCUUUUAAUAGACUCUGUGCUGUAGGGUAAUUAACUCCCACAGCACGGAGAAAAUAACACUGUGCAUGUGCGGAAAAAACAAAACUAAAGUAAGGAGGGAGCUGGGAGCACUACCAGCUCCCUCCUUGCAUGUCAUUUAAAACUGAAUAUAAAUCAGUAUGGAGGUCACUCUGACCCCCAUAUUAAUAAAACGGAGGUUAAAUCCUCCCGCGUGGCAUGUCUCCUAAACAGCGAGCUGCCAGCGGCUGGUCACUGUCAUUUAAAACUACUAGUGACUGGGCAGCUAUUGUUGCCCAGUCGCUAGUGCAAUAAGGGGGCAUCUGGCACUGGCCCCCCUUCUAUCCCCCCUCAUUUUACACAGCAUGGGAAAGUUCUUUGGAAUUUUCCCAUGCUGUGUAAUUUGACAUUCUGGUUGAUUCCAAAGAACUUUCCCACGCUGUGUAAAAUGACUCAGAGCACUCAGAUUGGUGGAUUUCAAGACAACCAAUCAGAGUGAUGUGACAGGUAAAUGUCGAGACUUACCUGUCCCUCUCUUCAUUUAUCUGUCAGAGCACUCUGGUUGAUUUGGAAUCAACCAAUCAGAGUGCUCGAAGUCAAAUUGCAGGGUGUGGGAAGGCUUUAUAAGCCUGUCCCCGCCCUGUGAAAAUUAGUCUGCGUGGUGCCCUCGCUGGGUGAAGAUGGAUUAUGUUUUUAGAUUUGUGAUGUAUUAUGGAUUUAUUUAUUUUUUCGGUUUCUUUUUUUGCUUUGUGCUUUUGAGCAGGUGCAAGGCAGAAGGGCCAAGCCACCUUAAAGAGACACACACUAUUUUUAAAAUGCUCUUCUAUUGGGUUUAUGCUCUAAAUAGUGAGAGAUGUGACUUGAUUUCCAAACCAUAGGUUAGAGUUGGACAUAUUUUUUCAAUUUUACUGCUCUAUUUUGAGCUUAAUUUUGCAAGUUCGUUGUGAAAUCAGUCCCCAUUGCUGUUUAUUGAGAGGACCCAUGUUCAAGAAUAUGUAAUAGUGUAAUGGUUUGACCGAAACAGUUUGAGUGGCAGAUGUACAGAUAAGGAAAAUUAUGUGCUUUUUUUUCAAUAUGUUCCUUUUAUCUGCAAAGGGAAUUGUUAAGGAAAAAAAAAAGGAACUUCACAGUUUUCCCAGAAAUGUAUCAUCUUGGGGAACAGACCCUGUACUUCAUUACACUCUCGUUUUUAGUGUCUGGAGAAUGUGAUCUACAAUCUGAACCCAUACCAACCUGAAUUCUGUCUUGUUGGGUUUUUUGUGUUUUUUUUUUUUUCAUUACCAGAAGCAGAUACAAUAUAACCACAGUUUGAAACCGCAGCCUCGCCCGUUGUUGGACUGCAACUCCCGUUAAUAUCAAGCAGCCUGGGGCUAGCAAUUGUUAACUUUAGUAUGAGAAGUUGAAGGAGCAGAGUUUAAAAUCCCUGGUAUAAAACACAACUAGGCACACUAUUUUUAUGUAUAUAAAAACCAUGUACUCUCUGAAGCAUAAUUUGAAGGUUGAUCGCUAGAAACCAAUUUGAAUGCUGCUUGCAGAAACUGGAUAAUAUAGAUGAAUUUAGAGGGGAAAAACGCUUCAUUUACAUCAGGCAGGCUGAGUUGGCAAAUGUUGCUCAACCUGCCGUGUGGGUGAUUUGGUCCUGGUGGACAAUAAGUCAAAUUCUAACAUGAUGUCUGAGAAUUAAUCAACAACCUGUACUUCAACUGCACUCAAAUUCCAUCUGAAAUGGGUAAUUGAGGGGAGGUUUUGGAAGUUCAGUUAGCAUAUUUCUGAAGUUCUCAUAAAAGAAACCAUGCAUGGCAUUUGCAUAGACGGCUAGUGCAGGGGUAGGUAACCAUUUAGUAGCACUGUGCCAAAGCAAGAUCUUAAAGUCCCUUGGUGUGGUGAUCCUAUUUAAAUAAAUAAAUAAAUAAAUAAAUACAUUAAGGUGUGUAUGUUGCUGUGAUCCAGUUGUUAUUUAUGGGUGCUGCAGUUACUUUGUAGCGUUGUAUUUGUGCGCAUGUGGGCUGUUAUAUUGUAUAUGUCCAUGAGUAGUUUGUGGUAUUGUUUAUACCUUUUUGUAUGCGGGCUGCUUCUGUAAUUCUGUGUGGAUAAUAUGUCACAUUGUGUGUGUGUGUUUGUGUGGUGGUAUAUGGGGUGUUUGUGUAUAUAUGGAGCUGCUUGUGUAAUUCUGUGAGGAUAAUAUGUCACUUUGUGUAUAUUUGUGUGGUGGUGUGUGUGUGUGUGUGUGUGUGUAUAUGUGGGACUACUUGUGGUAUUGCAUGUGACAGGCUGCUUGUGGGGUUAUGUGCAUGUAUGUGAAUUGUCAGUGGUUUUGUGUUUGUGGGGACUGUGUGUAAGCUGUUUGUAUUAUUUGUAUGAGAGGAAGGCUUAUUCUGCAACUCUGUGUAUAUCUAGCAGUGUGGGUACCUUCCCGGUGGUCCAUUGGGGAGUGGGAUGGCCAGGUACAGGUCAAGGGCAGGAGCUGCAAUAGCUACUGCUGUCUGCUGUACUCCAGGGCAGUUUCCCAUUCACAUGUGCGUGGAGGAAGUGAUCUGAAAUCACAUUCAGUAAAUACUGCAUUGCAUAAAUUGAUGAUUGUCCCUGACCACCUGCUAUCACAGCUUAGUUUGCACUAGCAGAUUUCUCAAGUCCCACUGGGACUCCUGAUAGGCCAGAGCCUGUUUGGCCCUGGCAGGCUUGAGUGCCGUGCAUGGCACACGUGUCCUAGGUUGCUGACCCCUGAGCUAGUGUGUACCAUGUUGUAUUCCUGGGUAGAGUGCCCAGAGUGUUUUCAGCACCACUUUGCACUAAAGGUGUGACCCACACUCAGACUGUAAGUGGUCCUGUAGACCCAUUUUAAAUUUCUCUAUUUUUAAUCAAAAAACGCUAGCUUAGACAUCAAUGAAAAUAUUAUUUUUUUUUAAUUAUUUCAUUUUUUUGCAUUUUAUGAUCAGUAACGGAACUAAUAGUUGAAGAACCCAGACAGCAGGCAGCACAUAACUUUUUGUAAUUCCGUUUUCAUUCCGUUUUAUUUUAUAGGUAAAGUUUGUUCUUAAGCAAUUUCUGCGCUAGUCUGCCCCACGUUAGGGUUUGUUCUGGUCUCUUAUAUUGGGCCAGUUUAGAUGGUUCACAUGGGGUUCUUAUUUGGGGAUACAUUAAUAUUGGAGUUGUUAUUGGAAAGGGUUUUUAUAGGAUCAUUUAUUGCCUGUGAAGUGUUGAUUUCUUUACUCAGAUAUGUUGCCAAAAUCCAGAGCUUAGUACGUAAUCCCCAACAGUGAAUUUUAUUUCUGCAUAGCUCUGUGAUCCCCUCAUACAUAUUAGACGUUCCAAAAGCAUAGAACACAGAAACCCAGGAAUAAUGAGACUAUAUGUCCAAGCUUGUUCUGAAAGAGGGAUGGAAAAAAAAUGAAACUUUGUUUAAAAAGCAUUACAUUUUGACUCUCUCUUUAUGGGAGAAUACAAUUUGCCAACAGCUGGUAGGAGUGACAGGCCUGAUAACGAUAACAUACAACACUGAACUAAUAUACCGUACUCCUGCUGCAAAUAAUGUAAAAAGAUCUCACACUAUUUUUAAUAGAGAGAGGACAGUCUUUUCCCAUUCUUUUUAGAUUCAUGCAACAAACGAAUGUGAUAUUAAAUGAUAAUCUAGUGUGAUAAAAAUCAGGCGAAUGUAAGGUAUGAAAUAUGUCUCACUAAAUAGACAGAUACGGUAAUGGGCAGCCAAAUGCCAACCAGAUACCAGACAAUUCCUGCGUACGUUGGGUAGUCGAACGCCAACUGAGUAUCAACCAAAUUCUGUCUGAAAUACACUUCCACGCCGAGUGAUUGCAGUAGUAGUUAAAUGUAUGGCAGACGCUCACCAACGGGAAUAAACCAAAUGGUUAUUUAAUAUCGCAUCUUCUUUAUUAGGAAAUCUUGGUUAAAAACGUAGUAGAACUAACUUACAGAAAUUGUUGGGGCAUUUAUUUUGGCCUUUAUCUUGCAUGACAUGUUUUUGUUAAUUAAGCCCAAAAUUCUACCUUGUUGUAGUUUACCAACUAACCAUUUACAAUCAAAAUGCACACACAGACACAAAUUUUACAUCUUUCUGAGCAUUAUAGUUUGUAUUUAAACAACUAAAUAUUUUUGAAAAAAAUUAAAUACAAUGAAUAGUAUUUAAUCACUUUAAGAGUAUUAUAAUACAAAAAAAAAAGCCACACGCUUAGUUUGUGAUCCACAUCCACGGCCCUUUUCUUUUAUUGUGUGCCUUAUUUGUGUUUUUGUCUUAAAGCCACUCAAGCCACAAUCCAGAUGACCGAGGAGAUGUCUUUGUCUGGAGCGGAUGCGGUCCUUGUUGUAACCCCAUCAUACUACCGAGGCAGAAUGACCAGUCAUGCACUUAUUCAUCAUUACACGAAGGUAAUCCAGAUAUAUGGAGGAAUAUUGCACGAGGAUAGAUCUGAAGGCACAUGUCUAGAAAUGCUCGGAAAAUACACAUGGAAAUGAUUUCAAAGCAUUAAAAGUUAUAACAGAUCAUUGUGACAGACAGAAUAAUACAGUAUAUCAGCAUGACUCAUACAAGGGAUCCGCAUGAUGUAGAGAGGUGUACAUAACCAGGAAUUUUGCCAAGUCAAACAUCAAGAUUAUCAUUACCAGAGAAAGGUGUACCUCCGAGCAGAAAUAAUAAAAAAUGGCCCCUGGUAAAUAAAAGGUGCAAGAUCAAAACUGACUGGAAGCCUCUAAAAGAAGUUUGUUUUUGAAAGAAAUGGGUAUUACCAAAGAAAAAGUGAUGGUCUCCAAGAGGGCAAAGCAAAACCAAUAAGUGGCUUAGCAAAUACCCAUAUGUUUAAUUUGAUGACCCAAACUCUGAAACCAUCUUCCUUCCAUUCAUAUAACUUCAGUUUGAGCCUUUCCUGGUCUGCUCUUUCACUACUUGCUUUUUCUGGUACUCUUGGGAUGUGUGAAGGGCCAUAGGAAACUCAGAACUGAGCUGGUUGUGUCUAGUUGUGCUCCACAAUAUUUCCCAUAGCUUUUUUUACUCUCUUCGUGGCCUUUUGAGAUAAGGCUGCAAGUCUACCUCACUGUAAGUCCUUUUUGUUUCCCAUGGUGGCGUGGUAUGUCCUCACCUUUAUGUGGUUCCUUGUUUGAUUUUGUUAAGCUGUUAGUUUGAAAACUUUCCGUAAAGAUUAUUUACAGAAACAAAAGUGGGUGACCGACUGUGGGUAGUGCAGAGCCUGCCCCUUGCUCUGAACAGACUUUUUGACCCAAAGAACACCUGUCAGACCCAGAAUCUUUGGAACAAAAUUGGAGUGUUCCCCUAGAAUAGAGAAGACCAUAAACAUAUAAUAGUGGGCCUAAAGAUGUACAAAGAUGCUUUAAAGUACUUAUAACCAAUUUACAGUCAGAAUCCUGAAUUUAACAGCUUAAAAAAGUGUUUUUUUUUUUGUUUUUUUUAAAGUGCAGUUUAAGGCAUGGACUUAAUUUCCUGGCCUACAGCUAUUUAAUUUGCCAUAAUUACACAUAUGUUCUUGGCAUGUAAAUACUAGUGCUAAUAUGUUUUGUGGCUCUGAGUCAAGGUGUUUAGAAUGUGCUUAUAUCGUAGCAUUCCAAUGGGGUUUUGUUGAUGAGAUAUUCACUAUAAAUUUAAGUUCCUAUGCCUUUUAAUUAUCUUAUUGUGUUAUUUUAUUUAUUUUUUUAGGUAGCAGAUUCUUCCCCUGUUCCUGUUAUUCUCUAUAGUGUACCUGGUAACACCGGGCUGGAUUUACCAAUCGAUGCCAUAGUUACACUGUCUCAGCAUCCUAACAUUAUUGGCAUUAAGGAUAGCGGAGGCGAUGUGAGUGACCUACACUUUCCUUACUUCUCAUGUAUACAAUAAUAUUAAUGUGACAGUUCAUUCUGCAGUGCUGUACAAUAUAAAUGGGUUAAAGACAAGCUGAUUUUUCUAAUGUUUUGCUACAUGCGUCCAUUGCAUGUUAAGAGUUAAGGCUUUUAUAAUCAUUAUUUUUUCUGUGUACAUGGAGCUGAUAUGAGUAAAAACCAUGUACUGCAUUUCCUGUGGUCAUUCAAUCUAUGUUUUAAUCAAUUCAAGGGAUACGAUAUCUGGUCUUCUACUUUUUAAAUUUUAUUUUGUAAAAUUAUUUUUUAUGUUUUUUUUAAGAAACUUGAGUAUUUCCUUUUGUCUUUAUUCCUAUUUGUCUAUCUUUUCAAUGUUAGUUGGUAGAAAAAAUUAAUCAAGUACUCUCAUUUGAUAAGCUAGUGAUAAGCUAAUACUCAUCAAGCAUUUAUUAUUAUUUCUUUUUUGAAACAUUUAGUGCAAAUGAAAAUGUAUCCUAUAUGUGAAGGGGAUUGUUUUUUUUGUUUGUUUGUUUGUUUAUUUAUUACUUCUCCCUGUGUAUGCUGGGAACUGACCAGAUAAUUGCAAUUGGAAUCUAAAAAACUAUUUGCCAACGGUUUGACUUCUUAACUGGAACCCUCCUGGCUUCUUAACUGGGAUCCUCCGGGCUCUGGCCCCCUGUCUUUCAUAGCUGAAAGCUCUCUGCCUGAGCUAAGCUUAGCAAUGCAGGGCUUAGUUCACAGACUGAGGGCAAUUAGCUGACGCUCUAAGCCAGGGGUUGGCAACCUUCAGCACUCCAGAUGUUGUGGACUACAUCUCCCAAAAAGCUCUUGCUGCCAUAAUGCUGGCAAAGCGUCAGGGGAGAUGUGGUCCAAAGACAUCUGAAGUGCCGAGGUUGCCUACCCUUGCUCUAAGCCAACAAGCUAGGCCUGCAAGGCAGGGCUUAGCUUAGGAAAGCAUGAACCUACAUUCUGACAAAGUGAGGUAAGAAAUUACAGAGGAUAGGGAGAAGCAUGAACGAAGUCUUGGAGUUAGGAGUGGGAAGAAGGAAUGGAGUAGAAGAAAGACGCAAGCCCUGGGCAGAACAAAGAAAGCAGUUGGGAAACUAACUACAUUAGGACUAGCAUUCGGAUGGCAAAGUUUAGGACUUUGAAUUUUAUUUUUGAAACUGACAAGGCGAAUGUAAAGUAUGAAGAGGCCGGAAGUAUAGGGAAACAGAUAAUGAAUGACAAAUUAAGUCUAUAGAAGAUAUAGUCAUGAUGGUUCGAAGAGUUGGAUGGACAGUAGAACGGAAGACUAGAUCGAUCAUAGUUGCAUUAAUCCUAGCAGGAUAUUAUUUUACCUGCUUCUAGCGUUAAUGGAUGUAUCCUGAUUUACCAGUUGAUUUACUGUUGGAAUAGGAGAACAGAACUGAGUCUCACACCAUGUUUGAUUUGUAUACUAUAAUAUUACAAACUGAAAGAAAGUAUCUAUAUAAUUGUAAUUCUAUUUAAAUACUGCCCUUUGUCCAUCUAAAAUUGCCUUGUUUGUGUAGGUGACGUUUAUCAAACAAAUAAUAAAGUACUUAACUAGAAAAAGUGUAUUUUAGAUUUUAAGUGUCCUGGAGUCUCUGAUGAUUUUAUUACCCAAAUAAUUGGUAAUCAUUGUAUAUUUGGUAUGUCAACCGUACUAUGCAUUGUCCUUGUUAAUAUGACUAUUUUGGAAACAUACUGACUUGUUAAAGUGGCAUAAUUUUUAUUAAUAACAUUUGUUUGUACACCUAUGUUUCGAAAAUGAAUGACACAAACCUCAGGAGUCACUGGGUGCUUUUAGAAUCGGAUACAAGCUUGUGACUCCAAUUCACUGGCGCCGUGUCGGAAUGUCUGCGCUGGUACAGAUAAAUUUUAUUACUUCUUAGAUGUCUUGAAAUGCCCAUGCCUGCUCUGGGUGCCAACUUAGAGUGGACUGGAAUAGAUCUAAGAAAACAAAUAUUGCGUGCAGUUUUAUGUAACGAGAACUGUGACAUACUAAUGAUAUAUCAGGAAAAUAAAACAUGGUUAUUUUAAAAUCUAAAUACACAAAAUUAAUAAUAUAACCUGAAAACGCUAUUAAAAUAAAUCCAGUUAAAGACAUCUAAUUAAGAGCAAAGAUUGGGAAAAAGAGGGGAAAAUAAAAGGUAGAUAUUCAAUGUAUGCCCAGUAUAAAUAACCAGUUCACCAGAGAUUUGGGCAGAAUGUAAGAAAAUUGAAUUAUAGAGGUAUGCUCAUAUUUUAUUUUAUAGUAUCGUUUUUGUUUUUUUGUAGUCUGCUGGCUCUGACCCUGAUUUGCCUGCAUGCCUGACUUCAUCAGAAGUAUGUGUGAACCAAUCACAAUGCUUCCCCAUAGUAUUGUCUGAGACUGUCAAGGAGGCAGAUCAGGGGAAGAGCCAGCACAAGUCAAACACAGCCCUGGCCAAUCAGCAUCUCUUCAUAGAGAUGCAUUGAUUAAAUGCAUCUCUGUGAGGAGAGUUCGGUGUCUGCAUGCAGAGGGAGGAGACACUGAAUGGCAGUACUGCUCACUGUGCAGCACUGCCCCAGGAAGCACCUCUAGUGGCCAGUGGAGUUAUCCCUAGCCUGAAAGGAAUGAUUCUACUCACCAGAACAAAUACAUUAAACUGUCCUUGUUCUGGUGACUAUAGUGUCCCUUUAAAUUCUUUUUCACCAGCUAUCACUCUCAAUGGCGAGUUUGCCUUUUGAUGGUCAUCUGCUGUGCAAGUGUGGCAUCCUCUUUUAAAUUUGUCAGUAACUAACUUUAAAAAAAAAACCUUUGUCACUUACUUAGGUCCAGCGCCAUUGUCCCUCAGCGCUGGCUCAGCUCCGCCCAUUCCCAGGCCGCGCUCGCAUUAGUAUUUACCCAUAGGAAAGCAUUAUUUAAGGGUCCGGGUUAAGGGUGAUGGGAGUUUGCACCCAGAUCACUGCAAUAAGAUGAAGUGGUCUGGGUACCUACAGUGUCCCUCAAAUAAUAAGUACACAAAUAAAGUUAAUGAGGGGGAUCAGGGGGACGGACGAACAAAAUCACUCUAGUGUGUACCUAAACACCUAUAUAGAGAAAUACAGUCAUUUCAUAGUAUUAAUUACUAUUUUACUUGAGUUUUGGUUUCUGGAUUGGAUUCUGUGAGAGGAACAUGCAUUAAAAAGUGACUGUUAUCUUACUAUACUAUCUUUAACAAAUGACCUAAAAAAAAAAAAAAAAAAAUUCACUGAAAUUUCAACACAGUCAGAAGAUCUCAUAAGAUAGCCAAUAGCCUUGCAUGCUACUUUACCGACAAGAUUGAAAAGCUAAGGAGAGAAUUCUCCUCACCCUGACAUUCUUUCUCAACCACACGUAGACCAUUCCUUUCCUACCCUUCAGACUUUCUCCCCAGCUACUGAACAAGAGGUUGCUGCGCUGCUCCUUUCCCCACCACUUGCCCACUUGAUCCUGUCCCAUCUCACGUUAUCAGAUCUCUCUCCCCGUCUUGUGCCUUCCUUAACACACAUCUUCAACUGCUCUCUCUCUCUUCUGGCAUUGUCCGUGCUGACCUUAAACAUGCCAACGUAGUACCUAUCCUGAAAAAAACAUCCCUUGACCUGUCCUCCCCCUCUAACUAUCGUCCCAUAUCCCUGCUCCCUUUUACUCAAAGCUUCCGGAAAGACUUGUCUUUACCCGUAUGUCUCCCUUCCUCAAUUCCAACUCUCUCAUUGACCCUCUUCAAUCUGGCUCCCCCCUACCUCCACUCUACUGACUGAAUGACUGACUGCUCUUAAUAAAGUUACUAACGACCUAAUCGUAGCUAAAUCCAAAGGCCACAACUCCAUACUAAUUCUUCUUGACCUCUCUGCUGCCUUUGACACUGUUGAUCAUGCUCUCCUUCUUCAAACUCUUCAAUCAUUCAGUCUCUGUGACUCUGUUCUCUCAUGGUUUUCCUCCUAUCUCUCUAUCUCAAAGCUAAUUCAGUGUCUCCUUUUCUAAUCUCCCUUCGUCUUGUCUCUGUUGGAGGCCCCCAAGUCUCGGUACUUGGUCCCGUUCUAUUUUCUCUUUGUUACUCCCUCUCUUGGCAAACUUAUUACCUUAUUUGGAUUCCACUACCAGCUGUACACUGAUGACACCCAGAUAUCUCUCCUCCCCAGACCUCUCCACUGCCUUCCUGAAACGUGUCACUGCUUGCCUUUCUUCCAUCUCUGACUUGAUGUCCUCGUGCUUUCUGAAACUAAAUAUCUCUAAAACUGAACUCCUUGUCUUUCCUCCUCCUAAUACUGAUCCUCCUCUUUCGCUCUCCUUUCAAGUUAGUGGUAUCCACAUCAGUCCAUCCUUGCAAAUGCGCUUUCUUGGUGUCAUACUUGAUUCAGGUCUCACCUUUGAGCCUCACAUCCAGUAUGUUACCAAAUUCUGUAGAUUCCAUCUUAAAAACAUAGCCUGCAUCCACCCCUUUCUUAUGCAAGAUGCUACUAAGGAGCUUGUCCAUGCUUUAGUAAUUUCCCGCAUGGAUUAUUGUUUCCCUCUCCUAAUUGGUUUUCCCAAAAACUGCAUUGCCCCGCUACAGUCUGUAAUGAAUGCUGCCGCCGGACUGAUUUUCCUCUCUAGUCGCUCCUCUCACACCUCACCUCUCUGUCAGUUCUUACAUUGGUUUCCUGUAUCCUAUAGGAAUCAAUUAAAAGUGCUAACCGAUAUCUAUAAAACAUUGACCAAUUCUAGCCCCUCUUAUAUCUCUUCACAGAUCCAUAGUUAUGCCCUCCGCUCUGCCCAUGACCUUUUCCUGUCCGCUGCUCGCACCCGUACGGCCAACUCACGCUUGCAGGACUUCUCACGGGCGGCUCCCUUCCUAUGGAAUAGCCUGCCUUCCACCAUCAGACUCUCCCCUAGCCUUCAAUCUUUUAACAAGUGCCUUAAAACCCAUCUGUCUAGGAAAGCUUAUGGCCUCCUAAAGUAACCUCUUCCUCACAUACCUGUCUCUUGCUCUCUCCUAAAAGGGUAGCACUCUACUCUCUCCUCCAGCUCUGCUUCACUCCCACCUUAUUUGAUUGCCAUUUCCUGUCCUAUUGUGUUUUACACCCCACUUCCUAUAGAAUGAACGCUCGUUUAAGCAGGGUCCUCUUCAACCUAUCGUUCCUGUACGUUUUCUUGUAGUUGUCCUAUUUAUAGUUAAAUCUCCCAUCUUAUAAUAUUGUAAAGCGCUACGGAAUCUGUUGGCGCUAUAUAAAAGGCAGAGCUAUCGCUGUAAAAUUUUAUAAUUUUCACUAGCCUUUGCUAGGGAUGGCUGUGAGUAAAAAGGCACGCAUGCGCGAGGUUGUAGCACUGAUGUGGGCUCCUGGCAUAUGAAACGUCAGGAGCUGAAGAGGAUCCAUCAGAUGAACAUGGGGGCAGCUGUGAGGGACAAAGUUUGCAAAAAUAAAAUCCAGAAGGUGGCAAAUGCUUCAAUGUUUUUAUUGCUGCAUAACAUUCCAGAGAUGGUUUUAUUGACUUUAAGAAACCGUUUUUAUUUGUGUUAAUUACUUAUGUUAUAUACUCUCCACUUUUUGUUGAAGUGGGACUCUGGGCAGGCUUUGGGUAGUAGUUGCAGCUAUAUGUAUUUCUAUUUAUAUUAUGUGAUGGACAAUAGACUAUGCGGACAGAUGGGGGAAUGUAACUGAGAGGGGAAAGUGUAGGUUGUAAGCCAGAUUACAUUUCGAGUUACAGCAUUUUACAUCAUCGCCAAGAACAUUUGAGCAAUUCCAUGAACUAAUCUGACUUUUUGGGUGAUGUACACUUCAUCGCCAGCCUGCUUCAGAUCAUUUUACUUGUAACUUUAAUUUAUGAUUAACUGUCUGCUCUUUGUGGUCACAAGUCAACAGGUUGAAAUUUUAUAAACAUUAACCAUUUAGUGUGACAGAUAUGCAGAGGAUUAAACACAUAAGAUAACUUAAUUGCACUGUUCCCACUUGAUCCUCAAGUUAAAAUGCACACUCAUGCCUAAUAUGACUCGUUCUCCUUUUUAAAGAAUUUCCAGAUUUUAUUCCCCCAAAUGCAUAGAUUUGCAAGCAAUUUGGGUAGCACAAUAUAAACCACAUUAGCAUACACUUCUCAACUGACCGGUAAAGAGCACAAGAACCUCCUAGACAGGCAUAGGCAACCUUCGGCACUGCAGAUGUUUUGGACUACACCUCCCAUGAUGCUUUGCCAGCAUUAUGGUGUAAGAGCAUUAUAGGGGAUGUAGUCUGGAGUGCCAAAGGUUGCCUAUCCCUGCGGCCUAGGCAGUUCUUCACAGCAACUGCCGUGCUUGCACAAAAUGCAUUGCAGUUGCUGUGAUUAUUCCCUAGCAAGCAUGAAACUACAAGUGCAGGGGACACUAUAGCGUUAAGAAUACAGGUUUGUAUUCCUACUAUAGCGUAAAGAAUACAGGUUUGUAUUCCUAACACUAUAUAGUAUUCCUUUAAAUUAUCUUAAUAAAUUAUAUAUUAAUGUCUUUGUAAAAUAUAAUGUGUCAAUAUAAACCUGUGAUGACAGGUACACUUCUGAAAUCUGAUGUAUUUGGCAGGUUGAUUUUUUUUUUUUAAUUUUAAUAAAAAAAAGUGUCAAUGUUUGCUAGUAUUGAGAUUUAUUUUACUUAUAAUAUACAGCAUGCCUUCUAUUUUAUAUUUAACUUUUUUGAAAAAGUCAUGUGAAUUAUAAGUUGGUAUACAAUGCGUAUUCUUUUUUCUUUUUAAAUUAUAAAACAAUACGCUUGUAGCUAAUAAACUUUCACCUGAGACUAUUAAUAUUAAUAUUGCACAAAUAAUUUUAUUGUCAACGUUUAAACAGGAAGGGCAUAAUUAACGUUACCUGGUUUUCAAAUAAGCAUUCUGCUGCAUAAAUCAGCCAUCUGUUUUGUGGUUUUUAAAAUGCUAGUAAAAAAAAGUGUUUAAAUACAUUGGCAUCCCUGAAGAAUGAAUCCAUAACCAACUUUGUGUUCGGAAUGUUAAUAGAUGAAGUUUGAAAGUGACACUCUGAGCACCAAUAUAGCUUUAAGGCAUUUGACAGGGUUUGGCCUCAAUAAAAUGUUCCUUUUUUUUUUUUUUAAAUCUUUAUAGUCCGUGCACACACAAAAAAUAAUGUUUUGUAGAAUGCUGCACCAUAAGCCUGCCUCUUUAGCCACACACCCUCGUGCCAGAAAAAGACUUCCUUAUUAAAUGUAUGUACACAGCUCUGCCACUGACUACACUGAGUGAUCUGAACUAAAAUGACAAAGGCAUUAAUUACCAUCAUUUUCUCCAUGAGCACUGGCUGAUAUAUAUAUAUAUAUAUAUAUAUAUAUAUAUAUAUAUAUAUAUAUAUAUAUAUAUAUAUAUAUAUAUUUAUUUAUUUUUAUUUUUUUUAUUUUAUUUAUUUUUUUGUCUCAUGAUCCUCUUCUUCCAUUCUCCAGGUGACACGGAUUGGUCUUACUAUUCACAAAACCAAACAACAUGGGUUCCAGGUGUUGUGUGGGUCUGCAGGCUUCUUACUGGCUGGAUACUCUGUAGGUAAGCACUGAGCAAAGACUGACUUUAUGACUACUAUUCACUAAUCAGCCACAAUAGAGGGGUGACAUGCAAUGAAGCUAAAAUGUCAUGAAUGUUUCCCAGCAUGGGGACGUGUUUCUAAGCAGGGCUAAUUGCCCCAGUGCAGGGCAUGCUAUUGAAGAUAAAAGUAUAUAUUUAAUGAGUUAAAUAUAGAUAGUUAUUCACUAAAGUGAAAAUUGUGGGGAAUUCAAUGUCAACUUCAAAUUUUAGGUCAAACCGUAAGCGCAGCAGAUGUGAAGAAUUUUUACGAUUCAGCUAUUUUGACCUUGAAUUUGAAUUUUACUUUGAAUCCUCACUUUAGUUUAAUGCAAAACAAUACAUUGUCAUAAUUAAACAGUCUUUACCAACACCACAUGCUAUUUACAAAGCUACCAAGACUAGAGUAUUUAUUCAGAGUUAUCUCCAGUGUAUAGAAGCAAACAAAUAUUUAAUGAUAUUAAUUUUGGUUUUCUUUUGAUUUUAACCACUUGCAUACACUGGUUGUUGUGUGAUGGCAAUAUUCUGCUGCUUAGAAUUUACAUGGCGUUACAAGGGGAUCGAGGCAUUCCACUGCAAUUCACCCAGCACCUAACUGGAUUAUCAUUGUCAAUGUUGCAAACAGGAGAACUUUAUGUUCCCUGUAAAGCUCUCUGGAUUUUCUGGGCUUUCUGAGAAAGGCAUUGUGUAAGGGAAAACCUUCGUUCUACCCGUGUCGGAGAUGUGAUCCGCAUGGAUUUCAUAGGACACAAUGUCAGAGCAUAGCAUGUGGGCAUGCUAUCUGUGGAAUGGCAUCUUUGGAGUAAUUUUCAAAGCCUGUACGAAAUCAGGGUCACCUCUACGCAGCCAGCAGUGACAUGAAAAGCAUGCUAUGAAGCUGUCUGGGGGGGUUCUAAGAUCAACAUGCUCAAACCGGAAUCCUAUCUCCUUAAUACUUGUAGUACCAGUCUAAAAGGCAUAUAGUUCAGACUAAUAAUAAAGGCAUUUUAAUGAUUUAUUUUUUAGUGGAGGAUAUAUGCACCAUCUGCUUCAUUUUUAUAAAAGGAUUGUUUUAUAUAUUUUUAAAAAAUAUUAUUUAUGUUGUUUUUGUUAUUCUAAUUCAGGUUUCUAUUUGUGCUAUUUUAUUAGUUGGUAUUGCAAUAUAUUUGUUUUUUAGUUUUUGAAAUCCAUAUGAAAUAUAUAUUUCAGUACUGUAAUCGGUACAAUCAGUAAAAUGAAGACACAAUUCUGCAGUCGCCAUGUUACUUGGUGCAUAUCUUCACUCCUUAAGGAACUAGAAUCGUCUGGCCAAUUGUUUCCUGCGAUAGAACAGUUUCCGGGACAGUCAAAUGUUGGUUCAGCUUUGCAGAAUUUGGUAACUGAGAUUCCUAGUUGGGAACUGAAUUAGAAGAACUAAAAUAGAAAAGAAUGCAAAAAAUGAGCCAGUGUGCUACAAAAUAUAUACAUUAUAUCAUAUUAUAAUAUGCAUAUACCGUAUUUGGAGUACACAUAUCAGCAUUUUCCCACUAUUUGGUUCACAGAUCAAGUGAGGAAAAUUAACGAAUAGAUGGAAACACAGGAGGAGCAGUAAAAAUCUAUAUUUUAGAUAUUUAUUAAAGCUAUAAUUUGUAAAUUAUACAUUUUUAUUUUUACUGCUCCUCUAUUUUCACCUCUAUUGGUCACUUCUUUCUUGAGCUGUGAAUAAAUUCAGCAUUGAGUGAUUGUCCCCUUGACAUCAAUCAUGUUUUAUCCCCAUUAAUCCUCUCUCUUUUUUUUGGCAUCAUGGAGGAAACUCAGAAUCCCGAAUCGAAACAAACUUGCUUGUCCACUGUGCAUUUUGGUUGGUUCAUGAUUUGGUUACAUUUUGUCUCAGAGUUCAGGCAUUCAACUGAUUGGGUCAAAUUCAGCUGAAUUGCAGCUCGGCCUUAUGCUUAUCUUCAAGUCUACCCUUUAUCAUUAUCACAGUCUGGUCUCAAACACUGUGACAGCAUGAAUUGCAUAAAGGAAUUCUGCUGUGGCAGGAAAACAAAGCCCCUCUCCCCCCCCCCUUCUAUCGGCACUGAAGGGUUUAAUACCAUCUCAGUCACUUACCAGAAUCAUCCCCCGCCCACGCUCCUCCCCCUUUGCCCGCGCUUGCAUUAGGAUUUCCCCAUAGGAAACCUAGAAACAUACAAUGUGACGGCAGAUAAGAACCAUUCGGCCCAUCUAGUCUGCCCAAUUUUUUAAAUACUUUCAUUAGUCCCUGGCCUUAUCUUAUAGUUAGGAUAGCCUUAUGCCUAUCCCACGCAUGCUUAAACUCCUUUACUGUGUUAACCUCUACCACUUCAGCUGGAAGGCUAUUCCAUGCAUCCACUAUCCUCUCAGUAAAGUAAUACUUCCUGAUAUCAAUGUUUUCCAGUGGGGAAAAUCUGAUGCUGGAGGUCCGUGAGGACGUCUAGCGUGAGAUAUCGGACCAAAGAUCUACUUGGAUUCCGGAAGCCCUCUAGUGGCUGUCUGGUAGACAUCCACAGAGGCAGACUUAGAGCUGCAAUGUAAACAUUGUAAUUCUCUGGAAGUGUAAUGUUUUACAUUGCAGCACUAAGUGCAAAAGUGUCACAGCACCCAGACUACUUCAAUUAUCUGACAUGGUCUGGGUGACUACAGUGUCCCUUUCGUGAGCUGCAUAGUUUAAGUUUUUUGAGGCGCUGAGAAGUUUGGCAACUCAAAAUUGGACUUUGUCAUAUUUUUAUUGUUAUGUAUUUAUUGCCAUAGCGAAGAAAACAAACAAACUGAAAGAUCAUCUUAACUUCCGUUGAAUUACAAAUUCUAGGCCAAACUAGCUGAUCUGGAAAAAUGCAUGUUGCACUGCUUGCCUAUGUUGGACAAAAGAUGACAAUAACUAUUUUUAGUUUAGUCCAGAUGUACAUCCCAAAAAAACAUGUUUUGGGAAAAUAGAACAAGGAACAGGUAAACUACUCGACCCUCUUACCUCUCCUCACUAAAGGUAUUACAAAGAUUCAAACACAAUCACAAUGUGAGACAGCAGAAUGUGCGUAAAAAUUAACAAACCAAAAAUGUCACAGUGACGUUUUGAUCUAUACAUAUGUUAGCUAAUGGUUGGUAAUUCUUCAUGAGUUAGGAAUAAUAAUCCGGUAGAGAAAUAUUGCAUUUUCCUGGUUAUCAAUAGAAUACAAUACAAAAUAUAAUGAAUGGGAUAAUAGGUAAGUGUACAAAAGAAAUCCGCGUUGAGUGCCCACAUUGGCAUGUUUUUUGUUUUGUUUGUUUGUUUUUUAAAUGGAAAGAGAGAAAAAAAAAAAGGAAUAGUGGUUUAAUCCACAAUGAAAUACAUGUUACUGUUGCCUUAUAAAAUUAAACCAUAACUUGAUCUACUAAUCAAAUACAAAGUGCAUACUUUAUAUAAAUAUAGCUAAAAAUUCAGGAUGUCUUUCUUAAUUUUAAAGCACUGACUCAUAGAACCAAAUGCUGCCGUAAGAUUACUCAGUGUUUAUGGGGACACUAGGAUAUUGUCACAGUGUGACCAUUUACAAGCACAAUAAAGCUCUUUUGAUGAUUAUUUGUUAAUAUCUAACCUACACUAGAAUUAAAAUAUACCAACUAUAAACCAUUUGAACAAGUGUAAAGGAUACAUAACUCAAUGUAGCUAAUCUCAGGACAAAUUGUCGCAGGGACAUUCCCUAAGAAGAGUCCCUUCUGGUCUGGAAUGUCCCUUAAAGCUGGUUCGUUGGCACAGGUCGUGGCCGCACACUUGGUGUCCCUCUGCAGAGACAAGUAUUCUACCGUCCCGGAGCUCUGCUAAGAUCCUGGGACCACGCUGGGUCUUGAAAGAACAAGGGUGGCAGGGCUAAGUCAUGUGUGCCCGAGGUUGCCACUUUGUCUUAAAGGGGCCCAACUGCUAAAUUGUGUGAUAUUCAUUUGCAGAAUGCAUUAUGACAGACAUGUUCACAUUGUUGGAAGAUAUUCUUUAUAGUGUUGUCAAAUGUAAUCAUGUAAGAGAUACAUGAUCGGACAUUUUUCCGAUGCUUGGGAGAAAGUCCAUUUAACCAAAACCACUGUAACUGGUAGCUGCGACGAUGCUAAUAAAAUCCCCUAGAACAGGAAUGCUCAAAUGGAUGUAGGAUUUAGGAGCAAAAUACAUCUCCCAUGAUGCUUUGCCAGAUUUUAGAAUGCCCUAAAACCAAAUAUCUUUUGAUCUAUGUUGGUGGAAUAUGAUUGGCACAACAUUUAGAUUACAGGUAAUGUGUAUUUUCUUUGCAAUUUCAAAGAACAGUUAGUUGCAUGACAGAUUUUGAAGGCGUGAGUGCGUUCUAAACAUUCGUGUUCUCUCUAGAAGUCUUUUAUCAUAUGCCAAAGCCACAUUGUUUAUUCCACAAAAUAAACAUGUGAUUUGAAGCACUGUCAAAGGAAAAAAUGUUUUUCAAUGUUUUACGUCUUACAAAUGUCCCAGUUGAGUCUCUCCUUUAUUGAUCCAUAGGUACAGUUGGGGGUGUCUGUGCUCUGGGGAAUGUCCUGGGGACUCAGCUGUGUGCUCUGGAAAAGAUGUGCCUGAAUGCUCAAUGGGAAGACGCAAAGCAGUUACAGCACCGACUCAUCGAACCAAACGCUGCCGUAAGAUACUCAGUGUUUAUGGGGUUUAUGGGGACACUAGGAUAUUGUCACAGUGUGACCAUUUACAAGCACAAUAAAGCUCUUUCUGAUGAUUAUUUGUUAAUAUCUAGCCUAUACUAGAAUCAAAAUAUACCAACUAUAAAACAUUUGAACAAGUGUAAAGGAAACAUAACUCAAUAUAGCCAAUCUCAGGACAAAUUGUCGCAGGGACACUCCCCUAAGAAGAGUCCCUUCUGGUCUGGCAUGUCCCUUAAGGCUGAUUCGUUGGCACAGGUCAUGGACGCACACUUGGUGUCCCUCUGCAGAGACAAGUAUUCUACCGUCCCGGAGCUCUGCUAAUAUCCCGGGACCACGCAGGGUCUUGAAAGAACAAGGGUGGCAGGGCUAAGUCAUGUGCGCCUGAGGUUGCCACUUUGUCUUAAAGGGGCCCAACUGCUAAAUUGUGUGAUCAGCGCUAACCCUGUUCCAGUGAGCAUGGCUUUCAUCCAGUUUUCUAUAUAUAGACUCUCUGAGCAUCUCAAACUGUGCUCAGAUAUAUUGAGAGCUGCACUUGGUGUGUUACUACCACAACAUGCCUUACCCCAUUCUGAUACUGUCAUACUAUACUGUAACCUUGGCUUAACCCGGACUUCCAACCACUGCCUGGCCUUGGAUUGCCUGACGUGACUUUCCAUUAUCCAAUCUCCUCUGUUCGCUGCGGCUCUCUGCACACUAAGCUCUACACAACAUAACAGCUGAUUGUAAAGUCAGGUUUAUUGUAUUCCUGUUCUUUACAUAAGUAGUUAUUGUGUGUAAGCAUUUUGUAAACGUGGACUCCUGUGGAUAUACACUGCUGGAAGAAACAAAGGCGCCCCUGCCCUCUUCCUUUUUGGAAUCCUGAUCUCAGUGAUGCUGUGAGAACCUUUUCUUCUUUGCCGUGAAUAAUCCUUUAACAGCUGAUGAUUUAGAUUGGCUGUUUUACAGCUGGGAAAUGUCCCUUUUCAAUUCAUGCAUUUAGGCCCUGAACUUUAUUAAUUGAUUUUCCCAAUACCCUUAGGUGACCACAGCGCUAAUGGAUGCUUGUAAAGUAAUAAACUUAGAAGAAUGCUGUCUACAUUUUAUUAUACCCCCGAAGAAGACAUUAUUUUAUGUGUUCCUGAUUAAACCAAUAAUUUAUCUUCAUAUUGAAAGAUGUGUAUGGACUAUCAGGCUUGCCUUCAAAGACAAAACAGAUCUUUUUCAUUUAGAAGCAAUGAUUUAAAUAAUGUUCUUGACAAAUACGUAAAGAUAUAUAUUUAUCAAACCUUUUGUCAACGACCAAUGAAUUGCCGGUUUGUAAAUAAUACGUUAUGAAUUGUCGGUCCAUCGUCUUCUAAAGCUUAAUUCUUGCUGCCCCAGAAAUCAUCCAUUAAAUCUGUUGUCAGCUCUAGACAUAUUUUUAGCUAUUAAUAUUAUUUGAGCCAUAUGUUUGCUAAUAAUUAACCGAUACGAAGUAUAGAUGACAUGUUGGCGUGUUUGACUACAGCCGUACAGUGACAGGUGCACUUUGUCUCCUGCAUCGUCAUCAUUUCAAAUUUCUGGGCAAAAAAUUAAUUUUAGAAUUGGUUUAUUUAUUAUAGAACAUUAGUGUACGCUGAGUUUAGAUUAUGUAUCUCACACUUGGUUGGGGGAAAAAAAGAAAAAGGUCCAGACAGAACUGCACCUAGGACUGUCACAGCUGGGAUUUCGCUUAGUAAUGGCUUAUGCAGCUGCCCUCUUGGCUAGCUUCCAGUUAAACAUCAUUACACCGGUCUCACUGGUAUAAGGAAGUUUCAAACAUACAGGGUUAUUUACUAAUUUGAGAAUUGUUGGGAAUACCAAAAUAAAGGUGAAAAUAGCUGAAGUGCAAAACUUCUCAGUUAUACUUCCAAUUCGGCUACUUUGACCUUAAAUUUGAAGUUCACUUUGAAUUCCCAACCCUGGUAGUGAUUCAGGUUUUUUGGAGGUUCAUAAAGACAAGUUAUAAUAAUCAUACAGACAUUUUCACCUCCACCCACCCCUUGGACAUGGAGCUUCUGUUUUAAAGACCACUCUAGGCACCCAGACCAUUUCAGCUUGGCAGGAACAGAGGGGACAGACCGUCAGUGCUGAUAAAGACUCCUAGUCUUGCAAUCACAAGUUUCUUCCUAGAACAGAAGUAUAGAAGAGUUGAAUAACAUUUGGUUCUCCCCUUAGUUGAAGAAAAUGGCAAUUUGUUUUCUACCCCUUGUAUGACAGCAUAAAGAAAUAUUUUAUCCCACUGGUAUGGCUGAGUAACAGAACAUACUGUUCCAACGGUAUGGAAGAGUAACAGAACACUUUACUUCCACUGUCUCUGAGAGUGACAAUGUAUUUACCCCUCCUAGUAUAGGAGAAUACCAAAACCAUGGCCAUGUCUUUUAUAGCAUAGGAUAGCAUCAGAACUUUGUCUUCUACUAGUGUUGAGUACCUUAACCUUCCUUUUAAUUAUUAGAGAGUAACUGGCCUUGUAGAGUCUAUUUCGCUUUUCUUUCCAUCAUACAGGAGAAUGUCACAAUGUAGACACUGUAAAGCAGCAUGUGUUGUAUCAAAUUGCACUUGUGCUUGGCAGAAUUGGGAGGAUGUGAUGUCCUAUCACUUUCUCCUGAUGAGGUAGAUCUCAAGCUGUUGCCGUCUGCUCACCGUAGACACCAGGGAUGCUACCCUCCUGUGGACAGAUGGUAGGACUAACAGGAGGGAGGCAAAAUAAAGCAUGUGUAUUCCUAUAUAUUUAGAAGCACAGGCUGUGUGUAUCUGUCUGACUAUAUAUGCUUAGGAGAUUGUAUCUGUGAAUUUGCAUCUGCAUGUGAAUGCCUGGGAGUUUGUGUGUGUAUGUUAGUGUGUAUAUCUGGCUAUUUGUCUCUAAAAGUCUUUGUGUGUCUGGGAUUAUGCAUUUCUGUAUUUAUCUGAGUGUCUGGGAGAGUAUCUGUGACAGAACGCUGUCACUGCAUACCAUGCCCACACGUGCCCAGUCAUAUUGACCCCCAAGGACUUGGACUGUGGACUCAGGGUGGUCCAACAGACUUGUUGCAGCCCCGUUUUGGGUCUGGCCACAAGUCUGUCUAUUUGUAUGGGGGGAGAUAUGUGAUGGAUGGCCAUUUUUGUGAUGGAUUUCCAUGUAUCUAGAUAUCGCUGUAUUUUGUACCUGUAUUCUACAUAGAGCGGUGUGUGUCUGUAAAUGCAGCUGUGGGUCAACAGAGGGAGGGGCAGUAGCUCUAUAAAGUAUAGUUAUGUGUGAAAGGUAUUCUGUGUGUUAAUCAAGUUCAAUGCUGCACUGUGAGUGACCACUUGCUGUGGGAGUCAGCAAGUCCAUCUAUUAUAGCAAAGGGCUGUGUUGAUGUAACCAGAGUUUGCUCUGAAGGGACAGGGGGUCCAACCAAGAUAACCUUUUGUUGUCAUGGGGUGUUGGCACACGGGGAGGUGGUAACUAGUGUGAGGAAUCACUUUGUUGAUUUGAAGUUCUUUCUCUGUGACCUGCUCUGUAUUCCUAUUGGUGAAAGUUUUGUGUAACUGUACGGAGAACCCUUGCUGGGGGUCUGUGGAUAAAUUGGCUGUACCCUGUCCCAUUAAACAGUUCAGUUCAGCUGGGCUCCCAGGACUAUGUUUUUUCUGGUUACUGUGGGAAUGGGUAUUUACUUGUGCUGAUUGUUCCAGAGGGGCUGAAGGAAGGUAAUCGCAGAGGUAACCAGUUGGGUUAACCGUGGUCCGCUACAGUAUCCGUAUGUGUUUAGUCUAGGAUUAUGUAUUUGUGUGUGUGCAUGCGCUUGUGUCUAGGAGUUUGUGUAUGUAUCUUAUGAUGUCCAACUUUAAUACUUUAUAACAGGUCUAAUUGUUCACUCCCAACCCCACAAGUUUUUAGAUGAAGAACCAUCUCCGUUUGCAUGAUGGUUAAAUUUAAAUAAAUUGGCAACUCCCAAGGCCCAGGUUAAAAAAUACAGCACUUUAAAAGCUAAGCAGUUUUUCACCGGCAGCGUGAUGACGUAGACGUGCACGCUGCGAGAGGCGGGGAAAGCUGGUUUGGCGCGAGAACAGGCAGAAAAUGGCAGGGCGGGAGCAAGAGAACAGAGACCGAUGUGAAAGAUUGGAGUUUUGGGAGAAACGCAGGAAGGGCAGAACACGACCGCUGCGAAACAACAAUUGAAGGGGCAGGCUUGGCGACGGACAUAAGACUGUGAAAAAUAGGACCCAAGCGGCAUGGAGUGCAAACGUUUAAAGCAGCACAAAGGUUACAAUCGCUCAGUGCAACUUGAGUAUCCAGCUGUAUAUCAGGCCCUGCGUGCUUAACGCAGUGAGUUUCAAACAUAAAUAAAAAAUAAAAAAAUAAAAAAAGGGAAGGAAAGCGAUGAAGAAGAUAAAGGGGAUAGAAAGCAAAAGGGCAGGUAAAACAGGAGGAGAAGAGAGGGGUAAUAAAGCAAAAAAAACAGAGGAGAAGGGAGGGAAAGAGAUAAAGGAAAAGGGGCCCCUUCAGUAAAAGCACCCAUAUUCAGAAAAGACAUUUCACUCGGUGCAGAAGUACAUUCCCUCCUAUAAAUUGAAGCCUGAAUUAAGCCAAAACUUAAAAAGAUCAUUAGAGCUAAGCUCCUGUAUGUAAAUAAAGAAAAGAACAUCCAAUUAAAAAAAAAAUGUGUUGCUAGUCAGAAGAAAUUGGAAAGUUCACUAAACGGUACAUUUCAAAAAGCUCAAAUAUGAUACAUUUAGAACACAGCUGACUGUUGUGCAUAUGUGAAAAAAAGAAGUAAAAGAAAAGGAGGGGGGGGAGAGAAAAAGAAAAGCUAAGCAGGUUAACUUAAAAAUAAAAACUUCUUAAGGACUAACUAAAAAUGUUACAUGUACACUUUGGCAUAAAAUGUCUAUUAUGUAGUUCAGACUUUAUUUUCAAGCAACAUAGGGCGUAUAUAUGAGACAUACGCUGUCGUGCCAUACAUGGGUUAGCUAAUAUGGAAGAUCAGCUGUUCGGAUGUUAGUGAGCUCCUGUUCAACACUUUAGAAAACAUGGACAGUGGUAUGUCAAUCCCAUUACUGUGACAUUAACGUGGCAUUGAAGGCCCUUCGUGGACACAACAUAAUGUACCCUGCUAAAACCUUAACUGCAUUUCAACGAUCUUAGGACACUCAUCAAUUGUUCUAGAGUAUUUAUAGGACAUGACUAACGGUAAUUAACUGAAGAGGCUCAAAUCCUUGGCUUCACAGCUAUUUAAAUAAGGGACACAGCCCUUAGAAUUGGUUUAUAUUCGUCUACCAAUCUUUUAAAACAAUUCCUUCAACAAGUUCUGAGAUUAUUUUUGCACAUUUUGUUUGAUGGUUAAAUUCAAGUUGUUGUUGGCCUUUGCAUAUAGGAUACUCGUAGUUUCUAACUUCUAUAUUCUUGUUUCUCCCAAAAAGGUCUUAUCAAAAAAGGUGCCAGUAUAAUAUAGGCAAAGAGCAUGUGUUGCUAUAUAGAAAAUAUACAGCAAUAUAUUACACAUCUAUUAUCUCUUCUUGUUGAACAGCGUUUUUCUCAUAGAGGUAAGCAGGAGAACUAUUAUUCUGUAUUUCCAACCUGUUUUCCUGGCGCUGUAGAAUCUUACAGUGCCCCCCUCCCUCCCGCCCCACAUCACUUACCUGAAUCCAGCGCCGAUGUCUCUCGGAGAUGGGUCAGGCUCCGCCCACGCUCACAUUAGGAUUUUCCCAUAGGAACGCCGGAAGUUCUCAUGCAUAGUGAGAGGACGUCCAGCGUAGUUUCUCAGAAACUGCAAUAAUUACCACUGUAGGGUUAAAGGACCACUAUAGUGCCAGGAAAACAUACUUGUUUUCCUGGCACUAUUGUGCCCUGAGGGUGCCCCCGCCCGGCUCUGGAAGGGGUAAAAACUUACCUUUUUCCAGCGCUGGGCGGGGAGCUCUCCUCCUCCGAUUCUCCUCCCCGUCGGCUGUAUGCGCACGCGCGGCAAGAGCUGCGCGUGCAUUCAGCCGGUCGCAUAGGAAAGCAUUAUCAGUGCUUUCCUAUGGACGCUUGCGUGCUCUCACUGUGAUUUUCACAGUGAGAAUCACGCAAGCGCCUCUAGCGGCUGUCAAUGAGACAGCCGCUAGAGGCUUUGGGGGAAGGCUUAACCCAUUUAUAAACAUUGCAGUGUCUCUGAAACUGCUAUGUUUAUAAAAAAAUGGGUUAACCCUAGCUGGACCUGGCACCCAGACCACUUCAUUAAGCUGAAGUGGUCUGAGUGCCUAGAGUGGUCCUUUAAGUGACAUGGGACAUUGCACCCAGACCACUUCAAUGAGCUGAAAUGGUCUGGGUGCCUACAUCUUUGGUUAUAGAAUCCAGCCCCAUGUGUCCUGUUUAUUGCCAUUUACUGUGUGAACCACAGAUCAUUUUAUGUUUUGUUUUCCAGGUAACACAGAAGUUUGGGGUUCCUGGUGUGAAGCAGGCUAUGGAGUGGUUUGGUUACCAUGGAGGGCUUUGCCGUUCUCCUCUUCCUCCUCUGACUGAUCCAGAAGUAAAAGAACUGAGAAGAGAUUUCAUAGCAAAUGGCUGGCUUUUACCAGAGUCAAAAUAAAGAACACACAUAUACAUAAAUUUGUUUUAUUGCAGAGAAAUAUUGGUUUUGCUUAUUCAACCCAAGGCGUAUGUUGAUACGUAUGCAUAUCCUGCUUUCUCCUCUACCUAGAUGCUUUUCAAAAUUUAUUUUGAUCAGCUUAUUUCUAAAUAGAAGCUAAAGAACAUAAUUUUAGGGUUUAUUCACCACACAGUGAAUUUUGAUAAUCUAAGAAUAUAUUUUUAAUAUUUAAGCUAAAGUUGUAGUAGUUAUGGUGCCUAGAGUGCCGUCGCUGUCCCACGGUAAGUAAUCAAACUGUUUGUUAAGGAAGUUUGACAACUUACCUGGGUCUCCCAGACACUUGUACUACAUCGAUUCUUCUUUUGUAGGAGAAGCCAAAUAUCUCUGCAAAUUAGAUCAAGGCCGACGCAUGACCACACUCGUUGGCAUUGCAUGAUAGAGCAAAGUGAAUGCUCCUGUAGGAGAAGACCUGAUGCAGGGAUGCAGUCAUAAGUGACCUGGCAGAACCAAGACGAGUUGUUAAACCAAACUAAAACAGAUUUUAUAUCUAUAAAACUUUAUCUCAUGUUUCAUUGUGAGAAAUUAGUUCUAAUCUGGAAUUUUCAGAUUUAUUUUUCCAGUUUACAUUCUAAGACAAACCGUGCAUUCUGGCAACUAAUAUUUACAAUAAAUAUUUUCCCUGAUAAUUUUCACUUCAGAUUAAACUCCAAUUCUAUAUAACACUUUGAUAUAUUUUGACAAAGCCGUACCCUGUUAUAUAAUUUGUGACAAGUUGAUCAUUGCCAUUUAAAUAUGAAAAUAAACGAUUACUAAAAAUGCAAGAUUUUUUUUAAAUAUAGGUUCAAUGGAAUUUGACGAAUUUAGCUGGAUUUGGCAUAAUUGUCUUCUUUCAUUUCUAAUCAAAUCAUGAAUCUUUAAUGUAUUAAAGCAUCCAAUUUACUUUAAAAUACUGUUACCCAGUGUCUAGGCUUUUCCGUCUUAAACUUAAAGUUGUUUAGGUGACUAUAGUGUCCCUUUAAACAUCCAGUUCUCCACACUGGUCUUGAGCCUCCAUCUAAUAUGUGUAUACCCAGAUCCAUGGGUAACUGCUUACAGGGUCUCGGGGAAACCUAACUUUUAUUAAAGAAUCACAGGGUUAUUUACUAAAGGGAGAAACAAUUUUUAAAAUUUAGGCCAAAGUUGUCAGACUUGAAGCAUAGCUAAAAUUUAGAAUGUUUUCAAUUUGGCAAUUUUGACCUUAAAAUAUAAAUUUUCACUUUAAUAACGCUGACACUGUUCAUCCAGAAUCACGGCAGUAAAAGCCACUUUUAUUUAAAACCACAAAACAAGAAAAACCCCAAUCAAGGGGCAAGAACACAGAAAAUAUAAAAACUACCUGUACACAGAUUCACACUAGGUAAACGUUACCUUAUUUAACUAUGAACAUGUUCGUUUGCUUUCUGUGUCCUUUCAGAAGAUUUUUCCCGUUUUUAGUUUAAUAUAAAUGGACUGUACUAUCAUACGGUUUCUUUAAUGAAAUAUGGGGUCUCUGAGAUCAGAAAUGCAUUAAACCAGACCCGUUCUAUAAAAUCCAUCCUUUUAAAUAAUUCGCUCACAACAGUAUUGCCAAUAGAUAUUUUAUCUAGCCAAGCGUUAGAAAGUUUACAUCAUAAUUGCACCCUCGGUGACCGUAAUUGCUCAAAAGUUAAUUAGUUGCGGAGACAAGUCAUGUCAAACACCAAUCAGAACCUGGAAUUAAAUAGGAUGGACAACUAAUUUCCCAGCAUUCUACUACGUACGGAAGAGGCGAUAGUUGUUUGACCUGCCCUAUGCAAAAACUCUGGUUUAUCUUUAAAUCUAUCGUUUACUUGUUAUAAAGUGCUGCUCGGAUUUAACUCAAAAUAUCAGCACAGUAUACCUGGAGUUGUUUAUUAUUUACUUUACUGUUUAUUGGUAUUUCUCUGCUACAUAAUAUGUACACUGAGCUGGUGGUAGUUACAGCUCACUCUCCAUUGCUCUCUAGUGGUAAUAGAACAAAUUGCAUUACAUUGUUAUUGAAUUGGGUAUAUUUUCCCUUCUAUAUCUGUUCUAUAACAAAAAAAAA